Tremella mesenterica DSM 1558 is the source of this 396-nucleotide messenger RNA. RefSeq lists its product as uncharacterized. Bases 1 to 396 code for a protein of 131 amino acids. Gene Ontology annotation, biological process: regulation of transcription by RNA polymerase II. The transcript has 3 exons. The record is from RefSeq and is a predicted model, not a curated record. Lineage: Eukaryota; Fungi; Basidiomycota; Tremellomycetes; Tremellales; Tremellaceae. Gene Ontology annotation, molecular function: protein heterodimerization activity; RNA polymerase II cis-regulatory region sequence-specific DNA binding; DNA-binding transcription activator activity, RNA polymerase II-specific. Gene Ontology annotation, cellular component: CCAAT-binding factor complex.
AUGACAGACCCAUUACCACCUCUAGCACCUACAGGCUCUACGACACUUCCUUCCGAUACCCCCACAGGUCCAUCAGCACCGUUCACAGAUGCUCAAGUUGCUCAGUUCAGGGAACAAGAUCGAUGGCUUCCUAUAGCGAAUGUAGCUAGAAUAAUGAAAGGUUCCAUACCGCCCACAGCGAAAGUGAGUAAAGACGCAAAAGAAUGCGUACAGGAAUGUGUAUCAGAGUUUAUAUCUUUCAUCACAUCAGAAGCAGCGGAUAAAUGUCUGAACGAAAAGAGGAAAACUAUCAACGGCGAGGACAUUUUGACUUCGAUGAGAGCAUUGGGGUUUGAUAAUUACGAAAGAGUCUUGACCAUUUAUCUGGCAAAAUAUCGGAAUGUACGUGAUCCCUAA